Oxyura jamaicensis (ruddy duck) is the source of this 6778-nucleotide messenger RNA. RefSeq names its product signal transducing adaptor molecule (gene STAM). The record is from RefSeq and is a predicted model, not a curated record. The transcript is spliced from 14 exons. Gene Ontology annotation, molecular function: phosphatidylinositol binding; ubiquitin binding. Lineage: Eukaryota; Metazoa; Chordata; Aves; Anseriformes; Anatidae. Gene Ontology annotation, biological process: protein transport to vacuole involved in ubiquitin-dependent protein catabolic process via the multivesicular body sorting pathway. Gene Ontology annotation, cellular component: ESCRT-0 complex. Bases 147 to 1781 code for a protein of 544 amino acids.
CCUGCGGGGAGGCGGCGGCCGAGGCGACCCCGGGCGGGACGAGGAGGAGCAGGAGGAGGAGGAGGAGGAGGAGAAGAAGGAGCCGCGGGCCCGUGGCUCGGUCGCCGCGCUGCCGGGAGCGGAGGGUGGCCGCGCCGCGCCCCGCCAUGCCGCUCUUCGCCACCAACCCCUUCGACCAGGAUGUGGAGAAAGCAACCAGUGAGAUGAACACUGCGGAGGACUGGGGCCUCAUUUUAGACAUUUGUGAUAAAGUUGGACAGUCACGCACAGGGCCUAAGGAUUGUCUCCGUUCUAUUAUGAAGAGAGUCAACCAUAAAGAUCCCCAUGUUGCUAUGCAGGCUUUAACACUUCUAGGAGCAUGUGUAUCAAACUGUGGUAAAAUCUUUCAUUUAGAAGUCUGUUCAAGAGAUUUUGCCAGUGAAGUAAGCAAUGUGUUGAAUAAGGGUCAUCCAAAAGUUUGUGAAAAGCUGAAAGCCCUUAUGGUGGAGUGGACUGAUGAAUUCAAGAAUGAUCCCCAGCUUAGUUUAAUAUCUGCUAUGAUAAAAAAUCUUAAAGAGCAAGGAGUUACCUUCCCAGCUAUUGGUUCACAGGCUGCUGAACAGGCAAAAGCAAGUCCAGCACUAGUUGCCAAAGAUCCUGGUGCAGUAGCUAACAAAAAGGAAGAGGAGGAUUUAGCUAAAGCUAUUGAACUGUCACUAAAAGAACAAAGGCAACAGCAAACAACACUUUCCAGCUUGUAUCCAAGCACCUCAAGUCUUUUAACAAAUCACAAACAUGAGGGCCGAAAGGUUCGUGCAAUCUAUGAUUUUGAGGCUGCUGAAGACAACGAAUUAACCUUUAAAGCUGGAGAACUUAUAACUAUCCUCGAUGACAGUGAUCCAAAUUGGUGGAAGGGUGAAACUCAUCAGGGUAUAGGAUUGUUUCCAUCUAAUUUUGUAACAGCUGAUCUUUCUGCUGAGCCAGAAAUGAUGAAAACCGAGAAGAAAACAGUGCAGUUCAGUGAUGAAGUUCAAGUAGAGACAAUAGAACCUGAGCCUGAACCAGUUUAUAUUGAUGAAGAUAAAAUGGACCAACUCCUGCAGAUGUUACAAAGUGCAGAUCCAUCUGAUGACCAACCUGAUCUCCCAGAAUUGCUUCAUCUUGAGGCAAUGUGCCACCAGAUGGGACCUCUCAUAGAUGAAAAGUUGGAAGAUAUAGACAGGAAACACUCAGAACUCUCAGAGCUCAAUGUUAAAGCAAUGGAGGCUCUUUCUUUGUAUAACAAGUUGAUGAAUGAGGACCCGAUGUAUUCGAUGUAUGCAAAGCUACAAAACCAACAGUAUUACAUGCCGUCAUCUGGCGUUUCUGGUUCUCAGGUUUAUCCAGGGCAACCUCAAGGUAAUGCAUAUUUGGUGGCAGGCAGUGCACAGAUGGGCCAUAUUCAAGGCUAUAAUCUUCCUCCUGAACAGCUCUCCUCUCUCAGCCAAGGCACAGUUACUCCAUCUGCCAGCUCGGUACUUCCUGGCCAGCCUGCACAAACGUCUUACACAAAUGCAAUGGUUGGCUCUGUUGCUGGAAACACUUACUCUAACCAAGCUUCAGUGUACAGUCCACCACCUGCUACUGUUGAUGUUGCUGCUUAUCAGAAUGCUGGAACUAAUAUGUCCCAGGUGCCAAACUAUAACUUAGCUUCAACGUCUCUGCCACAGACAACAGGCAGUCAACAAGCACCUCCACAACAGCCACAGCCUCCUCCACCUCAACAGCCACAGCAUACUUAUUCACAGAAGGCUCUGCUAUAGGAUCCAGAACUUCGGAUUCCUCAUCUUCUUUGACCUCUGCUAAAGGCAGUUGACAGUGCUUUGAGUUUCUUCCUUUAAUCUCUUAAACUUUGUUUAUCCCCCGCUUAAUAAGAAUCUAUCUUGGUGAACAAGUUCAAUUUGCACUGACUUUUUAGGAUUUUUUUUUUUUUUUUAAUUUUGCAGAGGAACGGAUAUAUUUAGGACAUACAAUUCCUUUUAAAAUGCCUAAAAAUUGGUACAAGAUUAUUUAUGUCUGGUAAAAUUGGCUAGUCUGUUAAAGCUCAACACUUGCAAACUGUUGUGGCAUAUGUGUUAUGUACAUAUAGCGUGUGAUUGCAGUAGUGGCCAUUUCGUAUAGCUAUGGUGAUCAUGUGAAUAUAUUUAACACAAUGUUAAAAAUAAUUUACAUUACUAUUUUAUUUUAAUCAUGAACUGACAACCAUGUUUCAUAGUUUUAUCUAGUUUUAUGACAGAUGUGAUGUCUUUUUCCAAUGCAGGGAAAAAUGGUAAUUCUGCGUAUCAUAGUUACACUCACAAGCUAAGGUCUAUAUAUGAAUUUCCAAACUUACUGGGUCUAGGUUUCAUUAUUUUUUGAAAUGAACACAAAUGUGUCAUGACUAUUAGAUGGCUUUAUCUACCAAAGUUAACUAGUUAACUAGUAAGUGAUCUGGGAGGAUAACAGCAAAUUAUGAUUCUGCUUCACAUACAACUAAAACUACUAUUCGGAAGCUGCUAAACGUAUCAUGGGACCACACAACAGAUCAGGAUUUUGCAUUUUAUCAUGAGAAGCACAUAAUUUAUUUUUUCCGGGUUGUUUUUUUUUACAAUGAGAACAAGAACUGUAUUCUAUAUGUGUUGGUAGAGAGUACACCAAAGACAGAGAAAUUGAGAUGGAGGAGAAAUGACGGAGUUGUAAACUGGAACACACAACAUGAAUAACGCUACUUUAUUCAAGUCUUCUUAGUUAGAGAAUUAAUGGAGAAUGAUGGACAUUUAAAUCUCUUUGCUGAACAAACUUUCAGGGCUUUAUUUUUAUCUCUUGUGGCCUUGCUUAGCAAUUUGUUCUGUUUACUGUUCUAACACAAACACUUCUGCCUUAAACAUCUGUUAAUUUUUCAAUUUCCAGUUGUUCUACCACUUCAGUUUAUUUAGCAGUAUAAAUAGUUUUACGAGGCCUCUUAAUUUCACUGACUUUCAGAUUACUUUGAACUUUCUUUUGCAGCAACAUGCAUUAGCCUGUUUUAACCCUUGCAUUUCCUUGAAACUGAGCCAGGUGGCUCUUUAAGCAUGAUAUUUUCUUUCUACAGCCAAGGUUCUGCAAAAGGAUUAUGGUUAUGGAAGGCAGAAUUCUGAUAUGCCUGAUCAGAGUUUCUUGUACAAAGACUGGUGUUACUGCGCAUUUGUAUUCAAUCUACUAAUGCAUCCCGAUUUCCUCUACCUUUUCUGGUGACUCUAAUUCCGAUUAGAGCAAAAGAACUUGUGGCUUCAACAUCAAAGCUGUUUUCUCAGUCUUGUUAGUGUGUAUGCCAGAAAUUGUUCGCUUUUGUGUACUGUAUUUUAGUGUGAUGCUUCUGGAAUUAAAUGUUGCACUUGUAAUUAUACUGUAAGUUAACCUCAGUUACCCCGCAUACUCCUGCUUUGUCUGCCUACAAGCAGUUACCUAACAAGCCUUUGUUUCACUAUUUUAAGACAGUGGUGUGUUCUGCCUGAUAAUGUUUUCAGAUGACUAAUUUGCAUAACUUUGUAGCCAGGGUGGUUACAAACCAUGCCCAUACCUGGUGUUUCCCAGUUGGUGAUGUUCUAGCCAGGACAACUGAUUGUUUUGAUUAUUGGUAUUUUCUUUUCCUUUUUGUCUUCCUUUCUUCUUUUUCCAGAAUUCUUAAGCACACUCACAAACUGUCAGUACAUCAGUACUUGGUGUUAUCACGAGAGUCUGUGGAAUUGGAAAGGAAAUGCUACCAAAAAAAAACAAUCUAAGCCAUUCUGUCAUAGAUCAUUUUUAAUAGAUCAAAAAGAUCAAAGAGGUGGUUUUCUGUAGAAAGGGGGUGCAAGUAUCAUUUAGAUAGUGUCUUCUGUAUGCUUUAGGUAUUCCAAAAGCAGAGAAACAGCGUAUAGAAGUGUAUAAUUUCUACACAAAAAUGAAAAUAACUGCUCCAUACUUCUUACUUCCUGAUGCAAGGAGGAGCCUGAAGCAUCAAAGUAGUCCAGCUGAAUUUGAUGAUUUGUAUUAGCUUUUCACAUGUUGCAUAAUGUACAGAAAUGGCUCAGCAAAAAUGCUUUGUAUUGCUAAUUUGUCAUUCUUUUUAAAAUUUUUCAAGUCUUCGUACCUUAACACAGAAAUGCCUGUUCCUGUUUUCUUCUUUGAGCACUGAAAACCUGUAUGUAUCUUCAUCUUUUCUGUCUUCUAACUUACUGGUUUGGGCUGUUUAUCAAUUUUUUUAAAGAAAUUAAAAUCACUUUUUAAUUGUGUUCAUCAUGACCAAAAACCACUUGAAAAUGCAAUGCCAUCUAAAUUCAGUAUAAUCUCUCUCUCUCUCUCUCUCUCUCUCUCUCUACAUAUAUAUAUAUAUUUUUUUUUUCUUCAUGCCUUUAUUAGAGUCACUGCUCUAAAAUAUCUUCUGGAACAAAUCUGUGAAUUUUAGGUGACUAUAAGUUGACUAUAAGGUGACUAUAAUAAGUUUUCUUUGUCCACAAUUGGUGUAGUAGAUCACUAGAUUUUUUGAGUCAGUCUUAGCAUUUCCAUUGCAUCCUACAUUUUUUUCAUUUCAGAUGCAGUCUUCAGAUUAAAUUGUAUUUGGAGCUAUAUUACUUCAUGUAGUUUUUUUUCCAUUUAGCAGGAAGACUAUUUUGCCUGCUCACUUAGUUGUGUCCUUCACUCUAGUGUUCUUCAGUGAUGCCUCCUCCUACUUCACUAGCUGCUGUCUUUGCAUUCAUUCCUUCACUCAUCCUCUCAUAUCCUCUCUAACUGAUAAUUCAGCAAUUUCAGUUCACCUUUCUGAUGAUAAAGUAUCAUCUACAUGGAGGCGUAGCACCUUGCUGGUGCUUCUCUGCUGUGAUUUGUUCUGAAUUUCCUUGUUUAUGCAUUGUUUUGACCAAGUUGAUGUCUGUUCUGUCUCAGUAUGGUAUUGAACACUGGGUAUGGGUGAGGGAGGGAAAGUACAUGUACGGCUACUGUAUGGAAAAGCUUCUUAGCAAAGAAGUGAAGUGUCAAGAAGUUAAUCUGAAAGUUAAGAAUCCCAGGAAAAGACAUGCCAUUCGUGUUCCAAUAGAACUAAUUUUUUAAUGUCUUGUUUCUUCGCAUGUAAACUGCCAAUGAAAGGCUGAAAUAUUUUUAUGAUAUUUUGUAUAACCCUUGGUUGUUUAACCCUUUCAUUAAGGAAUACAAAAACAUUAACUUAAGGAGGGAUAUCUUCAUAGCUUGUGUUUCGUCAACAGGAGCAAACUCUGGAAAGUGCCUUCUGCACAUUUCACAUCUAUAAACAAAGUUUGGUUAACAACGUGUAUCAUCUCAGUUUUUGUGGACAUAACAAAGGUGUAAAGAUUUGCUGUAAAGCAUCCCAGGAAAAAUACUCAGGCAGCGUGUUUAAAAUUUGGUAUGCUAUACUGAUGUCAUGGCAGUAUGUUCAAGUGUGCAGUUGCAGUUACAACGUAUUUACCCACCUGUGCUUAAUAACUUACCCAUGCAGAUGUGUAUUUAAUGUCACCAGGCGGGUCUGCAUACAGCAGUAAAACAACAGUGAAAAGAACAGAGCAGAAGAAGUACUGCAUGCUUCUCAACAGGCGUGGAGCAGCAUAUUGAUGGCCCUCAUGGUACCAUGACUCUUCAUACGUUUUGAGGGGGGAACUAGAAUGAAUUUGCAUAACCAGAGCUUCCUAUCAGAUUCAAUUCCUGUCAGAUUGCAAAUGGUUAGAUGCAACAAAGGAGAUAAAUCUGCUUUUAAUAGCAUGUACAUAUUUUUCCAAUCAAAUCUAGGCUGCUAUUGUAGUUCUCUCUGAUUUCAUCUAGAUGGCAGGAACAUCAGAUUUACACUGGAGAACUGCUUAAUACCUCAUUUUUUUUUUCUUUUUAGUAUUUUCUAAUAUCACUUUUUUUUUUUUUUUUUUUUUUUAAAUCUAAUUUCAAAGAUUUCUGUGCUGUCUUCGCUUUUAAAGGUCAUACUUUAUUCCUUGUCUGCUGGGUUUCACAGACAGAAUGGAAGAGAAUGUCUCUAAUUGCAGUGGCUACCAUGGCACUUUGAAUUACAUUACUGCAGUUUCCUUUGGAGAUCGUGCAUCUGUUUUGAAGAACAAGGGAGCGUGAUUUUUCCAUUUAAAAAUCAGGAGUUGUGUUUGUUUGUUUGUUUGUUUGUUUUUAAAUCAACAUAAAAUCUACAAAAAUCUCCACUGCUAACAGCAGGCAGAAUCAUUUUUUACUCUGUUAUUCAAUUUUAGUAAAGCUGACCAUCUUCACACUACAGAUCCUCCUUUUUCAGUUCUGGCUGUGGUGAAGAAUAUUUACUUUAAUACUAUCAAACAGCAUAGUAAAACCGUGGAAGGCCUUGAAGUUUGAAGUUUUUGCUUCAAUAAAAAACACUAAGGUUUUUUUGCAGCCUUGUUUCUUAAAUUACGAUGUUUGUAAUUAAAAACAUUCCAUUUGCUAUUAUGUAUAAUUGCAGAUCUCAUUCAAUUUUCAUGCUGCCACCUUAGCAAAAAGGUGGUAAGAGUUUUUGUUCUUCUCCCUUGCAUGUGCUUCUGGAAAUCCAAAUAAUUUCUUUCUUUGUCACAAAAAAGAAAAGAAGCCUGCUGCAGUCUGUUCUGGUUGUAAUGAAGUGUACACAGUAGCAAAGUGCAUUUUUGGUUUUGUUUGGUUUGAUGCUCCCUUUGAUGUUGGCAUAUGUAUAUAUUUAGAUAUACUGCACUGUUGUACAAGAAUUGUUUUAGUAAAUAACACUAUUUGUAAAAACUGUUGAUUGUUUUUGGUAUGAAUGCAAAAUAUUAAAGUUGGAGUAUUUACUUCA